Candida dubliniensis CD36 is the source of this 384-nucleotide messenger RNA. RefSeq lists its product as uncharacterized. The transcript has a single exon. Gene Ontology annotation, biological process: cristae formation. Gene Ontology annotation, cellular component: MICOS complex; mitochondrial crista junction. NCBI's taxonomy places the organism in Eukaryota, Fungi, Ascomycota, Pichiomycetes, Serinales, Debaryomycetaceae. The coding region runs from base 1 to 384 and encodes 127 amino acids. The record is from RefSeq and is a predicted model, not a curated record.
AUGGGUAGAAUUCAUGGCUUUUUAGGAGGUGUAUUGCUAACAUCAUCUUUGGCUUAUUCCACAGGCCAAUAUAUUAACAAAAACCAACAGUUCAUCUCACAAAGUUUACGUCAGUCAGACUAUAUCAUCAAUAAUCGAAUUUUAAGUGAUGCCGAUGCCAAAUUGCGUGAAAAUUACGUGCCAGACUCACAUGUCAAAUAUCAAUCUCGAGUGAAUUUUGCUGAAACUUGCAAGGAUAUUUGGAAUGAAGAAAUCAUAACCAUGGUGAACUGGGUGUAUAGUCUUAAUUGGUACAAAAUGGGUUUAGAUAUUGAUGCUAAAGUGAAUCAAUGGACUGACAGAAUUGCUGAAUCUGUUGCCAAGAAGGCUGAAGAAAAGAAAUAG